Messenger RNA from Ciona intestinalis (vase tunicate), 3203 nucleotides. The record is from RefSeq and is a predicted model, not a curated record. NCBI's taxonomy places the organism in Eukaryota, Metazoa, Chordata, Ascidiacea, Phlebobranchia, Cionidae.
CGUCAGUCGGUUUAUUAUGAACGCUGUGUUGGGAUUAUUUCGUCACUUCUCGUGACCGAAUAAUAUUAACUAUGUCGUCACUAAGGGGAAUAUAAAUCUGAGGUUCGCAAUCAAAAUGAACGAAACAGAAUUGGUUUGGGCCAGGGAUCCUAAAUUAGAAGAGGAUGUAAAGGAUCCACUGAACUGGUGCGAGAUAUCUUUGGGGUCGGAGGAGGAAAAGGAGGUGAGAGGAGAACUCGUCUUCAGGAGGAGGGAGAGUGAAUCCUCCUCUAAAGACUCAAGUUUCGACACCCCUCCUUCCCCCAACCCCUCACCACAAGACACCUCCCUUGCCUACCAGUUCGGUAUGAUGGUCGUUAGCGGAGCCGCACAGGUCGUUAGUAACGUGGCUGACGUAGGUAGACGUAAUCAUGACGUCAUCAAAGCUAUGACGCGCGAGUUGGAUGACGUAAGAGCUGAACAUGAGGACACCAAGGAAAAGUUGAAAGAAUCGCAGAAAUGGGCAUCCUGCUAUGAAAGCAUUAACUCCGAACUCGAGCAUCGAAUCCAGGAAUUGUCGAACGAGCAAGAAACUGAACUUAAGAAACAUAAACAACAACUAAACAAACAACAGUCGCAAACCGACAGAGCUACCAAGAAAUUGGCAAACUCAAAAAAUGAAUGUAAGAAAUUAAAAGAAGAAAUGGACAAGCUAACUAAAGAUAAACAAGCAUUGGCCGAACAGAUAGAAGAAUUAAGAAAGCAGAAACAUUUACAAGAAUCCAACCUAAAAGUAAAGACAGAAACGAGCGAUACAGCGUCACAGGUUACUGAGCCUCCCAGCGAUCGUGGAACAAAUGACGUCACGCCUUCUACCAGUGACGUCACUUCUGAUAACGUCAUAAGCAAAGAUGAACACGAUGCAUUGGUGGUGCAGAUCAAACUUUAUCAACGUCAGGUUAAUGACGCAACGAACGCAUUACGUAUAGCGCAUUCAAGGGGAGACAAGUUACGUCAACAAUUGAUGACGUCAAUGAGUUCUAUGACGUCACAGUCGCAAAGAAUGCAAGAAUCGACGAAAGCGCUGGAAGUCGCCCUUGAUAAUGUCAAGGAAUUGAAAUCGUCGCUCGAUUGUGAGCGAACAAUGCGAAACAACCUUGAAUCGGAGUUGUCGAAUCUGGAGGAUGCGAAUCGCGGUUUGAACAAUGACUUAAUGGACCGCGAACGCGAAGUUAUUCGAUUGUCUUCGUUGAUACCAGCUGUGACAUCAUCAUCUGACGUAGCUGUUCAAGUUGACGUCAGAGAAGAUUUCGAUGAUUUUGCGGAUGGACUAUCUCGUGACGUCAUUCGUGACGUAAUGAUGGGAAUUUCCCGUUCCACGCACGAUGAUAUUGUGACGCAGUUAAAGAACGAGGUCAAAAGUCACAGCGAUCGCGCUAUAGAACUCGAAUUGACACGGUUGGGUCUUCUACAGCGGGUAUCGCGGUUAAACGCGAUUUUGGAAGAAAGAAAAACGGAGUUGGGGUCAAUAAAAGGUCAAGUUGGAAAACUAAGUUAUGAAAACGAAGCCCUGAGAGCAAAGAUGGUGGAGUUGGGAAAAAUAUCGAAAGUUGAAUCGUCAAGAAUGGGAUUAGAGUUAAAGAAAACUCAGAAUCAAUUGAACCAAGUUCUUAAAUCUCGCAGUCGUGAGAUGGCGCACUUGAGGUGUCAGAUAGAAGAGCUUACUGCUGAAAAUUCAAAAUUCAAAAUCCUGCGUUCGGAUUCGGAUGUUUCGACACAAACCACUUGUGAUGACGUGUCAGUGAGGGAUGUAGGUCAAAGUUCAGAUGACGUAAAAGAACAUUCGAGAAAAAUUGAAGCUCUAGAAUCAGAAAAUCGUAGAUUAAUCCAGAAAAUUCAAGAAUCUGCAGAAUUCGAGACGCGAUUCGCUGAAGUUAGGUCAGAGCUGUCACGUGCUCAAACAACCAAUCAGGAACUGCGGAUGGUUUUAACCAAUGAGAGGCGGUCUUCUGCUGAGGCUAAUCACGUGGUGCAACGAUUGUCUAAUCAGUGUCGAAGAUUGGAUUGGGCGUGUAGGAUGCGCCAAGAGGAAGUGACGCAAUUUCGACACGAGAACGCUGUCCUUCAACGCGAAGUUAGCGGUUCCACUGUGACAUCACAAGUGCAAAACACCGACUUAAACGGUUCUAAUUAUAAUACAGAAACCACCGGUGCUACACUAGAUACAAUCCAGGAGGAGAAUUCGUCGAACUCCUCGUCUUCUGUUGAGAGGGUUAAUGACGUCACUCCUUCGUCAUCCAUGACGUCAUCAAAUGAUCAAGAAUCUGUAGCGUCAGGUUCUCAACAAGAUAUCAUGACGUCACACACCACGCAAGAAUCGGUGACGUCAAACAGUAUUACACAAGUGACGUCACAGAGAGAACUAAUCUCGAGCGCAAGUGACGUCAGUAGUGUCGUAUCAUAUUACGUCAGAGACGAUGACGUCACUAGUCAAUCUUCGAGAAGAAGCGUACCUCGACCGAGAGGGGAAUCCCGAAAGAAGAAAAUGAAAAGAAGGCAAGAUAAUGACGUCACAUCUACGUCAGCGUCGUCGCUCAACAGCCUUCCGAUAUGGAGAAGGGAAAAUCCCGAAAACUUGUUCCACGCCUCAGAUAUUGGGAGCGAUGACGUCACGUUGGAUGACGUCACGAUCGAUGAUAAAGUGUUUUCGAUCAACGAACCUUCGACUUCGCGACAAAUCGGAAUUCCGAUGUCUUCCGAAAGAUUUCAAAGAGUCGUCGAAAGUUGUGGAAAUGACGUAGAUCUGUCACGUGACGACGGGUAUUCGUCGUCGACAAAUAUUGAUGACGUCACACAGGGGUUAAUUUGGGAAAGUACCGUCGGUCACCCAAGUUACAACCUCCCUGAUACUUCAGAAGAACGACAUUAUUACGUCACAUACGCCGGGGUGACGUUUGACCUCGCCAUGUUUUCUAUGUCGCGAAUGCGCGAUGUGACGUCAUCAUGUGGGGCUACGUCGUCACCGGAAGCGAUGAACGCUUUUUUCGAUUUUCUAGCUCGAAAAACAGAAGAACUUGAAGGCGACCCCCAGUGGCGGGGACGUCAUAAUUUAGGGAGGCCUUCUGAUUGGUUGAAUUUGAAAAGUUGUUUUGCUUAAUUAUGUAACAAUGACCACUGUGACGUACGCACUUUCAAUGAAUGUCUAAAUCUUAUAAAUGAAAAAA